Fusarium musae is the source of this 1056-nucleotide messenger RNA. RefSeq lists its product as uncharacterized. The record is from RefSeq and is a predicted model, not a curated record. Bases 1 to 1056 code for a protein of 351 amino acids. Gene Ontology annotation, cellular component: mitochondrion. Gene Ontology annotation, molecular function: flavin adenine dinucleotide binding; electron transfer activity. The transcript has 2 exons. Lineage: Eukaryota; Fungi; Ascomycota; Sordariomycetes; Hypocreales; Nectriaceae.
AUGCUUCCGAUCGCGAAACGAGUGCUGGCACAAAAGGCCACUGGCCUCAUAGCGCGCGCGCACGCCUACAGCCUCGGCGCACAACGGCAGCGCCUGCAAUCCACAUUGGCUAUCCUCGAACAGAAGGAUGGUGUACUCAACCACAGCUCGUUGAGCGCCUUCACAGCUGCGAAGAAGCUGGGUGGGCCAGUACAUGGAUUUAUUGCUGGCAACAACAUCAAGCCCGUGGCUGAGGAGAUUGCCAAAGCUGAGGGGGUGGAAAAGAUCAUUGCUGUCGAUAAUAGUGCAUAUGAGAAGGUUGGUGGAAAGGGUCUCCCCGAGAACUAUGCUCCCCUCUUGGUUGAGAAUAUCAAGAAAGGCGGCUACACACACGUCAUUGCAGGCCACACUGCAUUCGGCAAGAGUGUCAUGCCCCGAGUGGCCGCUCUGCUCGAUUCGCAGCAGAUCUCAGAUAUCACAGCAAUUGAGAACGAGAACACAUUCGUCCGCCCCAUCUACGCCGGUAACGCGAUCGCCACCGUUGAAUCUUCAGACUCUGUCAAAGUUAUCACCAUUCGAGGAACUGCCUUCGCUGCUGGCCCCCUAGAAGGAGGCUCCGCCACCGUCGAGGAUGGAGUUGACUCCAAGCCCGAGUCACCUACCGAGUGGGUGUCGGAAGAUUUGGCCAAGUCAGACCGUCCUGAUCUUUCGACUGCAAGUCGCGUCGUGUCUGGAGGCCGUGGUCUCAAGUCCAAGGAGGAGUUCGACAAGGUCAUGCUUCCCCUCGCUGAUGCCCUUGGUGCUGCUGUCGGUGCCUCUCGUGCUGCUGUUGACAGUGGCUAUGCCGAUAACAGUCUGCAGGUGGGCCAAACAGGCAAGGUUGUUGCUCCUCAGUUGUACAUGGCAGUGGGCAUCUCGGGUGCGAUUCAACAUCUUGCAGGUAUGAAGGAUAGCAAGGUCAUUGCUGCGAUUAACAAGGAUCCCGAUGCUCCCAUCUUCCAGGUUGCCGAUGUCGGUCUGGUUGGUGACUUAUUUGAAAAGGUACCUGAGCUGACUGAAAAGGUCAAGAGCUCCUAA